UUAGGGCUGGGCUGCUUGCAGACAGCGAGGCACGGCUCACAGAGAAGGACUUUGUGCCCCACUCCCAGCACCAGCAUGAGUGAACGCAUGAACACCACGGAAAUCUUCGAUGGCAUCCGCUUCCCAGGGUUCAUUCACACUCUGGAGUCCCUGAAAGCGGCCUGUGCUUUCCAGUUCCAGGACAAAGACGUCCUCUUGGUGACAUUCCCCAAGUCAGGUACCACAUGGAUGCAGCAAGUGCUGAGCCUUAUCUUCUGUGAGGGCCAACUGUGGCCUAUCCACCACCUCCCCAACUGGGCCCGCGUGCCUUGGAUAGAGCAAGUCUCCUUUAGCAAACUCGUUUCUGAGCUUAGAAGUUCCUGGCCUCGUCUGUUCACCUCCCACCUGAGUGCCAAAGUCCUGGCCCCGGCUCUGAAAAAGUCCAAAGCGAAGGUGGUGUACAUGGCACGGAAUCCCAAGGACACGCUUGUCUCCUUCUAUCACUUCCACCGAAUCGCCAGCUUCCUGCCCGACCCCAGCUCCUUCGAAGACUUUGUGGAUGAGUUUCUUGAGGGUACAGGCUUCUACGGUUCCUGGUUCGACCAUGUGAAGGGGUGGCUGGGCCUCCAGAAGGACCUAAAUUUGCUCUUUGUCACCUAUGAGGAGCUGCACCAGGAACCCCGCCUUACCAUCCAGAAGUUAAGUGAAUUCCUGGGGUGCCCCCUGAGGCCAGAAGAGGAAGAUGUCAUACUGGAGCACUGCAGCUUCUCCUUCAUGAGUCAGAGCAACAUGGUCAACUACAGCCUUUUGUCCAAUGAGAUCAUGGACCAAAGCAAGGGCAAGUUCCUGAGGAAAGGUGUUGUGGGGGACUGGAGGGAACACUUUACUCCUGAACUGGAUAAGAAGUUCAACGCUGUUUACCAGUCCAAGAUGGGUGACUCUGGCCUCUGUCUCCCCUGGACCAUGGACUGACCCUUCUGACCCAUCUGGCCUAUUUGCACAGAUCUGUCCUCCUACUCUGCUAUGCCCCUGAUCUAGCAAUAAAAGCUCAGGACCAUGCUGUGCAGA
This is a messenger RNA of Chionomys nivalis (European snow vole), 1047 nucleotides long. Its product is annotated as sulfotransferase 2A1-like. The coding region runs from base 76 to 951 and encodes 291 amino acids. The transcript is spliced from 7 exons. Gene Ontology annotation, molecular function: sulfotransferase activity. Gene Ontology annotation, cellular component: cytoplasm. Gene Ontology annotation, biological process: sulfation. The record is from RefSeq and is a predicted model, not a curated record. Lineage: Eukaryota; Metazoa; Chordata; Mammalia; Rodentia; Cricetidae.